Macrobrachium nipponense is the source of this 1471-nucleotide messenger RNA. RefSeq names its product adenosine receptor A2b-like. The transcript is spliced from 2 exons. Gene Ontology annotation, biological process: G protein-coupled receptor signaling pathway. Gene Ontology annotation, cellular component: plasma membrane. Gene Ontology annotation, molecular function: G protein-coupled receptor activity. The coding region runs from base 151 to 1332 and encodes 393 amino acids. NCBI's taxonomy places the organism in Eukaryota, Metazoa, Arthropoda, Malacostraca, Decapoda, Palaemonidae. The record is from RefSeq and is a predicted model, not a curated record.
AAACUGACAGUUCUUUGUUUUAUGGAGCAUUAAUAUUUAAAAACUGACAGUUCUUUGUUUUGAGGAGCGUUAAUAUUUAAAAGCUUUGCUGUUCGAUCUGAAAAGAACAUCAGACUUCUUCUCCCAUUAAGUGUUCAUGUUAAGGUCAAAAUGGUGAGCCAAUACUCGAUUAACCCGACCGAAGAAUGGAUGCUCUCUGGAGGGAGCAGAGAUCCGACAGUUCUGGGGCCUGACGAGGAGAACAGAGCCCUCGGCAUCGCCACCCGAUUCGGCUACGGCCUUCUCGUCCCGGCCAUCCUCAUCUUCGAGUCCGUGGUCACCAUCCUCAUCAACGGCAGGAACCCCGAGCUCAAGAAGAGGUGCUCCAGAAUCUUCGUCAACAACCUGGCCAUCAGCGGGAGCUUCAUAGGCCUAGUGUCCUUCGUCGUGACGUUCUUCGUCAUAGACAGCUUCCGAGACAUUGCGGUUUCUUGCAACCUGGAGAUACUGCCUUUCUACUGGACGCUGACCUACUUCCACAUGGUAUCCGUCACGUCCCUCUUGUGCCUGUCCUUCGACAGGUACCUGGCCAUCUGCUGGCCGCUGCGCUACCACGAGUUCCUGACGAACGCGCGCUGCAGGAACAUGGCCGCGGCCUGCUGGAUUCUAUCGCUGGCGUGUCUGCUCGUACCGACGCUGUCGAGAUACAUCAAUCUCGUAGCUUUCCAGAACAAGGUUCUUACUUCCUCCAGCGACUUCUCCAUCAUCAUGAGGAGCCCAGUGGCCACGGACUGUCAGGCGAGGGCGAACAGGACGACCCGAGAGAUGGAACUGUGGCUGACGUGUCGCAGAACGUUCACCAUCAGCUUCGGGGUGAGCUACUUCUUCUCCCUGUUCCUUAUCCUGUGUAUGUACGGCCUCGUCAUGAGGGAGUUCUGCCUGCUCAAGAGCAGGAUGCACGCCACGACCUCCAUGAAGGAGGAGGACCAGAGGGCCAGGAUCAAGAGCACCAGGGAUCUCAUACUCGUGGCUACGCUGUAUCUCACGUUGUCACUGCCGCAUGUCAUACUCAAGGUCAGUACAAUCGAAUGGACGCCAGUGGACUACUUGAAGAACACCCACCAGGUAACGAUCUUCCUGGCGGUCAUCCACCAAAUCCUCUUCUUGCCCCUGUAUGCCUGGAGGUUCCCCGAGUUCCGGAAGGAACUGUGCUCCAAGAGAUUCUGGAAGUCCUGUGCCUGGCCCUGUGGCGAGGCAUUUGGAGAGCAGUGCCCUUCGGUGGACAGUCCUUCCUGGUCACUCAAAGCAUCAGCGUCCACCAGCACGGCCACGUCUCAGGCGUUGUGUGUGUAAUUCAACUUGGAAAACAUGGAGUUUCCUCAAGGGUUAAAACGACUUGGAAAUGGUGGAGCUUCCUCAAGGGUUAAAACGACUUGGAAAAGGUGGAGCUUUUUCUAGGGUUGAAACGACUCGGAAAAGAUGGAGCUUCCUC